Cladophialophora yegresii CBS 114405 is the source of this 1182-nucleotide messenger RNA. RefSeq lists its product as uncharacterized. The coding region runs from base 1 to 1182 and encodes 393 amino acids. NCBI's taxonomy places the organism in Eukaryota, Fungi, Ascomycota, Eurotiomycetes, Chaetothyriales, Herpotrichiellaceae. Gene Ontology annotation, cellular component: cytoplasm. The transcript has 4 exons. The record is from RefSeq and is a predicted model, not a curated record. Gene Ontology annotation, molecular function: GTP binding; ATP binding; ATP hydrolysis activity.
AUGCCUCCCAAGAAGGCUGUCGAGGAGAAGAAGAUUCUGCUAGGGAGGCCCGGCAACAACCUGAAGAGUGGUAUCGUCGGCCUGGCCAAUGUUGGCAAAUCAACCCUCUUCCAAGCCAUCACAAAGUGCUCACUAGGAAACCCUGCAAACUUUCCUUAUGCGACGAUUGAUCCUGAAGAGGCCCGAGUUAUCGUCCCCGAUGCCCGUUAUGACUGGCUCUGUGAACACUACAAGCCCAAAUCACAAGUCCCCGCAAACCUGACAGUCUACGACAUUGCUGGGCUGACUCGUGGAUCAUCGACGGGUGCUGGUCUGGGCAACGCGUUUUUGUCACAUAUCAGAGCCGUCGAUGCGAUCUUCCAAGUCGUGCGAUGUUUCGACGAUGCCGAAAUUAUCCACGUCGAAGGGGAUGUCAAUCCGACUCGAGACUUGGACAUCAUCUCGGAAGAGCUGCGGUUGAAGGACAUCGAGUUCGUUGAAAAGGCCAAAGAGAACCUCUCCAAACAGACGAGAAGAGGUGGUCAGAGUCUCGAGAUGAAGAAGCUGAAGGAAGAAGAAGCCACCGUUGACAAGAUCUUGCAGCUGUUGAAAGACGGCAAGGACGUGAGGAAGGCUGACUGGGGUCCUAAAGAGAUUGAAGUCAUUAACCCACUCUUCCUACUCACGGCAAAACCGGUGGUCUACCUCAUCAACCUCUCAGAAAAGGACUACAUCCGCCAAAAGAAUAAAUAUCUCCCUAAAGUCAUGGAAUGGAUCAAGACCAAUUCCCCUGGCGACCCUGUCAUCCCCAUCUCCGUAUCCUUUGAAGAACGUAUUGCCGUCAUGUCCGACGAGGAAGCUGCUGAAGAAUACAAAAAACUUAACACGAAAUCCGCACUUCCAAAGGUGAUUGUCACCAUGCGACAGGCGCUAAACCUGGCCAGUUUCUUCACCACCGGCACGGACGAGGUCAGACAGUGGACAAUACGAAAGGGCACGAAAGCACCGCAGGCAGCUGGUGUCAUCCACACAGACUUUGAGAAGACGUUUAUCCAGUGUAUCGUGUACAACUAUGAGACGUUGCGGGAAUAUGGAGACGAAAACGCCACGAGGGCGGCUGGGAAGGUCAUGACCAAGGGCAAGGACUAUGUCGUCGAAGACGGAGAUAUUAUCCUCAUCAAGGCCGGUGCUGCGAAGGCAUGA